Molecule: messenger RNA, 1021 nt
Organism: Eucalyptus grandis
Lineage: Eukaryota; Viridiplantae; Streptophyta; Magnoliopsida; Myrtales; Myrtaceae
Product: DNA replication complex GINS protein SLD5
Exons: 6
Coding region: 158-847 (229 amino acids)
Biological process (GO): DNA-templated DNA replication; double-strand break repair via break-induced replication
Cellular component (GO): GINS complex
Source: RefSeq, a predicted model, not a curated record
GCUGCUCCUCCUUGCCUCUCUCUCUCUCUUACCUUCUCCAUCUCCCUGUCGAGUUCGCUCCAUCUCGAUCUCGACUGGAACGAGCAAUCAAUAUCGUCCAAAGAGCCGAAAGGUCAUCCCGGGUCCGCCGCAGCAAGAGGGGAGGGGGAGCAUCGCGAUGGAUUCCGAGUCGGGCCCGGCGGACAAGCCGAGCGGCGGGGCGGAGGAGCUCGAGGCCCUGGUCUCGACCACCGACGUGGAGCUGCUGAAGCGGGCCUGGCGCAACGAGAAGGCGGCUCCCGAGAUCCUCCGCUUCGAGACCCACCUCAUCGAUCGAGUCGCCGGGCAGCUCCAGUUGAUGGAAGAAACUGUGGAUGACUUUGUAGAAAGUGGCAUAGAUCCUCUCACAGUGUCUCUCUACCAGAUGGACUUGGAUAGGACACAGUUCUUAUUGAGAUCAUAUCUCCGGAUUCGUCUCCAAAAGAUUGAAAAGUUUAUGUUCCACAUUUUAAAGACAAACGAAUUGCAUGAUCGGCUCUCUAAACAAGAGAAAAACUUCACAAGAAGAUAUUCAGAAGUUAUUGGGAAACAUCUUGAGGAAAGUGUGUUACUGAAUUUGCCUGAUAAUUACCAGUCUUUACUCAGGCAAUCAACAACUAGCGAAGAGGAUGACAUGGUCCCCGAGCCACAGAUGGACGCUUUUGUCGUAUGCAGAGCCAGGGAAUAUGUUGGACCUUCUGAAUUACAAGACAGCAACAAGUCCUUGGCAACAGAUCUGCUCAUGGAGAUGGAGCCAGGUGAAUUGUUCUUCAUACCAUUCAAGCGCAUAAAGAAGCUUCUUGAGAAUGGAAAAGUCGAUCUAGUCUGAGCCCACAAUUGUUUUGCUCCUGCAAGAUGAUGAGAAAGACAAAUGUUCUCUACUUUUGGUCGAUGGUUUUUCAAAAAUUGCUUACCAUCUCCUCUGGCUGUAAUCUAUCAGGUGUUUAAUCCAAAAUCCAUGCCAAAAAACACAUGAUUGUCAGAAGCAGCUCAUUGCUAGUCA